AUGUCCACAUACCACCCGUCGUUCGGAAGACCCUCUGGUUUUGGAAACGUCUUCAAGUCUCUCACAAAAUCACUCAAAACUACCUCCAUAAAAAAUGAACCCAUCCACAUUAAUCCCAUGGUCGUUGGCGGAAGCCGAGACCAACAGCAGUUGUUUCAGGAAUUGACUCUGGGAAGCCUUCCUCAACGUGCUUCAGCUGCCGAGAAGAUUGCCAAAUCUUUGAACGAAUUUGCAAUUUCUUCCAUUCCAGAAAUAUGGUACAUGGUUCGAGAUUUAUGUGGCCCCAAUGUACAACUGCACAUACGACGAACAGGUCUUCGUCUUAUGAUACGGUGCAUCUACGCAGACGAUGCCGAUUUCGUCAGCAACAACUUGGUUUUUCUCAAAGACCUUAUGAAAUACUGCCUUACCACUGAUGCCAGACUCGAUCCAGAAUAUGACCUUUUUCUCCAGGCUCUCAAAGCAUUGACAAGAGAGGGCAAAGAGGUCAAUGACUUUUGUGUCUACGACGAAUCCAAGAGCUUUUUAAGGUUCUUUGAAGCAUCUUUGGCUUACUUUAACAAGGCUCGCAGUGCUGAAGGUGCCGAAGCAGAACAGCUUCUUGAAACUCUAAAAUUUCUCCAAAACUGUUUUCGGUACAAUGGGCACAUCUUGGACUCUAACACGAUUAACUCGUUACUUUUACAUAUACUAACUUGUGUCCUGGGACCUGUGGCUGAUGUGGUAAUUCUUGAGGCAAUUAAGGCAAUUUUGGCUCUAGUGGAAAGCGGUGCUGUAAUCACUAGUGUCUUUUCCAAUUUGAUUUCUGUUCUAUGUUCUUGCUACAACAUCAGCGCUGACAUAGACAAAGUCAUAUGGUCCACAAUUCACAUCAUCUACGCAACACCAAUGUCCAUUCAAUUGGUAUACCAUGUUCUAACCAUCAUUAACAAUCCCGAAUUGAGACAGUUCAAAAACCAAAACAUUCCUGAUAUCCACUCGCUUCGUUCAAGUGACAGCCGUGGAGGAGCAAAGACAAUCAAGAGAGAUUCACCCUUGACUUCUUGCUUAGGAGCCAUUCUGAUUCUAGAGUUGAUUGCCUUGACGUCUUGCAUUGAAGACAACGAAAGAAUCGACUCGUUUCAUUCGGAAUUUUACAACAAUUUGAAACUGGCUUUGACACAUCAAGUCCCUGUAAUUAACACUGCGAUUCUAAGAAUGUUUGACAGGAUCUUCUCCAAGGCUCCGAUUGAGCCUUUGAUCAAUAACGUUGACCACGCCGUGGUUGGUAAGGCAUUUCCUUUUUACUUUUGGCAUUCUCAGACUCAUUCAUUGUUUGACCUCUUGAGCGUUAUUCGUGUGACUACAGAACAGGAUAGAAGUUACUGGAAAUCAAUGUGUAUCUCAUUACAGCUGUUAUACGAGGAUCACGAAAUAAGCUGUCCAAAAGAAAGAAUUGUUGAGUUUUUCAUGGAAAAACACAAUCUCAUUCUGGACUCGAAUGUCAGCUUUGUUUUAAAAUACUAUUCAGAUAACUCCUUGUGUCUACUGGCUAAUCCAUUUCACAAGGACAACAUAGCCAAAGUGCUCAAUCAUUUUUACUUUAACGGCUCAAACUCCAAGUGCAGAAUCGAGGCAUUAUCAAUAGUACUUGAAGCAUUCAAAAAAUCAUGUACUAUAUUCGGUCACGAAUCGAUUGACUAUGAGGGCUUCUUCCAUUUGUUUCAAAGGUCGCUCGAUGAAACUGAUGAAGAAGUACGCUCGUAUUUAUUUGGACCGUUCUUCACGUCGUUUGCUCUUGACUGCACGCCAAGCAUGUUUGUGGAAUUGUGCUCUGUGUUCCUACCAUUGUUCCCUGUCAAGCGCCGUACGGAACGAUUUAGAAGUCUUGUCUCAUCAAGUUCUUUUGCGUCUUCAUCAUACUUCAGUAAUGAGACUACCAACAAAACACCAUUGAUCACCGAACUAGCAAAAUCAAUGAGCAGAGUGCUCGUCAUUACCAGCUCAAGUGAUGGAGCCAAAGCGGUACAAGCUUUUGAAUUAUUGAUGAACAUUUUGCAAUAUGCUUAUGAAGAGGAAAACUACCAACUUCUAGUUCUUGUUAGUCGUUGCUUGAUAAGAAUAAGGGCUACAGUGGAGGGGUUCAUUUACUUCACGCAACCAAGCGAUAUGGGCGGACUUGCAAGUAGCGUGAAAAGGAACUUGGAAGACAAGGGUACGGUUCAAGACGCUAGCACGAUGCUUUGGGUUUACCCAGAACACGUGGAUUUUAUUCCUGCUGAAUACCUUGAUAAACCUACCUCCAACUUGAUACUUUUCGAUCCUGAAGCAACCAAAUUGUUGCAUCUAGAUGGCAGCCCUACCAUUGAUAUUACAAGAUGGUUUUCUGUCGUGCUAGAUAUCUUGGAGAAUUAUAUCCAUUGGGAAAUCUACAGUUUUCUCUGGGCCCACGUUUGCACACAACUUUCCAACUUGGAUCUCAACAAGAGUAGCGAACAGAUUAUGAGAAUGCGAGCCAUUACAUGCGAUCAAUUACAACUCAAACUUCCCAAGAGUUUGUCGCUUCCUCGUGAUUUGACAAAGGGUGAUCUUCAAGUGGCAUUCAUAAGAUCUUUACUGUCACUACUUGCGUAUCACGAUGUAUUUUCCAAAUAUGAAGAGGACGCUAUUGUCAAUUCUUUGGUGCAAGGUCUCGGAUCUUGGGAAAAAACUGCAAUUCCAUGCAUUCAUAUCUUGACUAUAUGCUGCUAUGAAGUGCCUCUUUCCAUCAAAAAGUUUCUUUCGGUGAUACUCACUCAAUUGCAAACUAGAGUUACGAGUGCACUUGCAAGUACACACACUUUAGAGUUCUUGAUGUCCUUGAUUCACAUCCCUAGUCUCACCUCCAACUUCACCAUUGACGAGUACAUGAGAGUUUUUGGAAUUGCUUUCAAAUAUAUUCAGCUCGCGAGGGACCUUAGAAGUCGUUUGACAAUUGAUGAAAAUUCAAGAAUACAAACCCAUGGAGUUGAAGCUCAGGUGGAGCAAACUCCUUCGACUCUGGCAACCAGUAUCACCCCGAUUUUGGCACAAUAUUUGCUAACAAUGUCAUACGAUGUGAUAUCUAAUUGGUUUUUGAAAAUGGGAUUGAGAGAGCGGCCUAAAAUCGCCAACUACUUAAUCAACAAUUUGAAAGCGUGCUCUGAAGAAUGCGACAAGCCCGUGGAUGACCAAACAGCGUCGUUUAUUGACUUUAUUCACUACUUUGCUGACUCCAACGUUUCUCUGAAGAUAUUGAAUCCAGCUUUAUUAACGCUUGCACCCUCUAAUGAUGAGGGGUAUGAAACCAGAACCUGGAUAAUUGGGCAACGGAUUGUUUCUGUGCUGCUUGAUUUGAACACGGGAAUGUCACGAAUGAUUAUUAGGAGCGGUAGUGGAGUUCGAAGUUUGAAACUUAUGAUCGAAAACAUCGAUCAGAAAGACCGUCGGGAAAAGUCCUACAUUACUGCGGCCCACAUUCUCUCCCAGUUUCUGGAUAAUAUGGACCAGAACAGUGCUCCCGUGCCUUUGAUAGACGACUAUAUUAGCCUGCGAGCGAUUCUGACCAUUGACAGGAUCCCAACUGUGGAAUUCCACAAGAUUGGAAUCUUGUAUGUUGGACCUCGGCAGCUGAACGAAAAUGAAGUUUUGGGCAACCAAGUUGGGUCCAGGGCGUAUCUUGACUUCUUAAACAACAUUGGCGAGUUUGUCAAGCUCAAAGGUUGCGAUAAACGUGUUUAUGUUGGCGGGCUCGACACAGAGAAUGGAAGUGAUGGAGAAUAUGGAUUAUUCUGGAGCGAUAAAAUCACACAAAUUGUGUUCCAUGUUACGACUCUAAUGAAGAAUAACGACGGAGACAAGUACUACGACUUGAAAAAAAGACAUAUUGGGAACAACUAUGUGAAUAUCUUUUUCGAUGAGUCUGGCAAGGAGUUCAACUUUAAUAUCAUCAAGACUCAAUUCAACUUUUUGAACAUUGUCAUUUCGCCGCAUACAAAAAGCACCUCGAUGUUCACCAACCAUAUCAAUGAAAUCCAGCGCAGUAACAAGGUUCCAGCUCGUAACAUCUACAAGGUAAAGACAUUCCGCCGUUCUGGAGUCCCUGGACUCUUUGCGACAUGCCAUUUCAAGCUCAUUUCCGAACAGCAAUUACCACUGUACAUUCGAAACUUGGCGAUCAUAGCAGACCAAUUCGCAACCAUAUGGCACAGUCAAACUCCGAAACACUUUGUGAGUAACUGGGCCAGAAGAGUCGAUCAAAUUGAUAAACUACGAGAAAAAGUGCUCGAAACCCAGCAACUGAUUCGAAGAGAACCAGCGGGCGUUGUGACAGGUUCUGCCGCCGACUCCUUGUUGCAGCAACUUGAGUCACGGUGA
This is a messenger RNA of Meyerozyma guilliermondii ATCC 6260, 4374 nucleotides long. It is a transcript of the gene TSC2, whose product is annotated as Tsc2p. Lineage: Eukaryota; Fungi; Ascomycota; Pichiomycetes; Serinales; Debaryomycetaceae. The transcript has a single exon. The coding region runs from base 1 to 4374 and encodes 1457 amino acids. Gene Ontology annotation, cellular component: TSC1-TSC2 complex; cytoplasm; nucleus. Gene Ontology annotation, biological process: regulation of small GTPase mediated signal transduction; positive regulation of GTPase activity; negative regulation of TOR signaling. Gene Ontology annotation, molecular function: GTPase activator activity. The record is from RefSeq and is a predicted model, not a curated record.